AAUUAAACAAUAAAUACGGCUAAUAUAAAAAAAACCAGGUUUUUUUAUUUAAGGACAAUAUUUUUAUAUUUGACAUAUUAUGUAGCUCUAAACUUGUUUUAUCAUCAUUUUAGCUUUUACUUCGUUAUAAUGAAGCUGAUCGUUCCAUUGAUGAUUUAACAACAUUAGUCAAAUCGGUUCGAACAUUACAAAAUACGAAUGAUGAAGAAAAUCGUACAUUUGAUCGAAUUAUUCAAUUAUGUCAAGAAAAAGACCAUGAAUUGUCUCAACAUCGCCAUGAAUUACAACGUGUUCGACAAUUGGUUAUUGAUAUGUCAACAGAACUUCAUCCAGAUGAUAGUCGACAAUUAAUGCAAAAAUUAAAUUUACUUGAAAUACAAUGGAAUGAUGCUGAACGAAUACUAAUAACAUUAAUUGAUUCUGUAACAAAAAAACAUAUUGAAUAUAGUGACUUUCAUAUGAGAUUUAAUCGUUUAAUAGACUGGUUUAAAUAUUUUGUUAAUGAAGAUAUGAAUCAUCGAAUUAAUGGUCUUACGCUUGAAGCUAGUCUUGAUAUACUUAAAACAGAUAUAAAAAAUAUAUUAAAUGAAAAACGUCGUCAUGUUAAUGAUUUAAUUGGACAAGCAAAAGUAUUACAAUCAAAAAUGAGUAAUAAUGAUCAAAAUCAAUUAAAUAUAAUCAAACAAAAUAUCGAACAAUUAGAACAAGUAUUAAACAAUGCCGAAGAUCAAGUUGAACGACGAAUAAAAAAGACGGAAACAACCUUAAAAACGUUACAUGAUUUCGAAACCGGUUCAGAAAAUUUAAGAUUAUGGCUUGAUAAUGUUGAAACAAAACUACAACAACCAUUUUCUUUAAGUACAUUUAAUGCAGUUGAAGUACGCACACAUGAAGAAAUACUUAAUACAAUUGAAUCUGAUAUUGAAAAUCAUGUGACCAUUAUAAAUCAUAUUCUAUCAUUAGGACAAUUAUUAUUAAAUGAUAAUGAUAUAAAACCAAGAAAUAUCGAUUCUUUACCACGAUCAAUGAAAACAUUAGAAACACGUUGGAAAAGUGUAAAAGAACUUGUUCAAAGACGAAAAAAUGAACUUAAUAAUAUGAAUGUAUCAUGGAAAAAUGUUGAUGAUUUACUUAAACGUGCAUCAAAAUUACUAAGUGAUCAUGAACGUUUUAUAAAAGAAAUAAAAAGUAUUGAACAUAAAGGAAUAAAUGGUGUACGAAGUGAAUACAAAACUUUAGAAGUAAUUCUAAUAUAUCUUAUGAAUUUUCAACGAACAUUGGACGGUGAUGUAAAAGAAAUUCAACAAAUUAAUGAAAUAUAUUCGGAAAUGAUACAAAAUAAUUUUAUUGAUACAAAUGGUGAAAUAAAAUCAAAACUCAAAUACAUGUUAAGUGUUCAUGAUGAUUUCCAAUUGACACAAGACUCUCUUGCAUUAUGGUUAGCAGAUUUGGAUGGAUUGUUAACAAAUUUAGAACAUUUAUCCGAAGCUCCACCAAUGGAAAAGAUACGACAACUGGAUGAUAUGGAUCGUGAAAUUCAAGAGAAACAAUCUAAAAUUGAAUAUGUUAGAACUUGUGCCAAUUAUUUAUUAACUAAAACAGUUGAUUUAACAAUAAAUGCAAAUGAUUUGACAACAUUUUGUGAACAAUUACGAGAUCUAACAAGAAGAAUUAAAAAAUUGAAGCAAAAACUUUUACAUAUAAAUGAACGUGAAUUAGAACGUUUACAAUCUUCUCCAUUACACAUGACAUCAUCUAUUUUGUCAACUGAUGCUGUUAUGCCAUUUUCAUCUCCAAAACGAUUCACGCCAUCGCCAUCUAGAUCACGCUCGCCAAGACGACCACGUCAACCAGAAAUAACACCAAAAUCGGGUCGAUAUGAUCAACAAGAAUUUGAUACUAGCCAACAUGCACAAGAAUUGUUUGCCGAUUUUGAGGAUGCUCUUUUACAAACAAACGGUGAUAUAUUGACAAAAGAAGAAAUAUUACGAGCAGCAACACCCGUGGGUGUUCAUGUUGAACAAACACCAAAUGAAUUUAGUUAUAGUCAUCUUCUCUCAUCAUCCCAACGAAAAGUGGAUGCUGUCCAAGCGCUUAUUAGUCAAAUUGAUCAGGAAAUAGGUCCAUUAAUAGGUAGUGAUUUGAACAAUGAUCCAGUAGUUGUUGAUCUAAUGAAUCGAUGGAAACGUAUACAAAUCCUUGCAUCUGAUAAAGAUGGAAGAUUAAAAACAAAUCAGAAACAAUGGCGACGUUUUAAAAGAAAUUUAGAAAAUUUAGAAAAUGCUGCCGAACAAUAUACCGACAUUGACGGAUUCUAUGAUUUACAAACAUCACUGGAUAGUGCCAUGGAGAUAGCUGAGCAAUUUAAUGAUGGUAGCAGUGAAUCAUCUAUAAUUGAACAUCGUCUAAACACUAUUAAAGAUAAAUUUAGUUUCUUAUUUGUAAAAGCCAAUAGAGAACAUCGUGAAUUAAAGGCUAAUCUGAUUCAUAAUGAAGAAUUAGGCCAAACUAUGGCAGGAAUUCUAAAUCAAUUAGAACACUUAGAAAAUGUUAGUCGUAAUUUAGAACCAGUAGAUGAAAAUGAAUCGGAUCUUACUAUUAAUCGAACAAAAUUACAUCGUUUUAUUCGAAUAUUAGAUGAUUUACGUAUACUCGAAGAUAAACUUUGUAAUCUCGAAGAUCGUUCAGCUAAAUUAUUAUCGGGUGAUCAAAUGCGUUUUGUUGGUGAUGUGAAAGCAGUAUCUGACCGUUUAAGAUCAAUUAAACGUAUCGUUUGUAUGCAGUUGGAUCGUUUAGAAAAAAUAUUAGCAAUACAAGAUGGACUAGAAAAUUCAGAGGUAAAUAUACGUCGAAAUAUCAUAACAAAUUCACCAUUACGAGCAUCACAGCAGCGAUUAUUUCACUAG
Messenger RNA from Didymodactylos carnosus, 2906 nucleotides. The record is from the annotation of a GenBank genome assembly. NCBI's taxonomy places the organism in Eukaryota, Metazoa, Rotifera, Eurotatoria, Philodinida, Philodinidae.